Messenger RNA from Linum trigynum, 1494 nucleotides. NCBI's taxonomy places the organism in Eukaryota, Viridiplantae, Streptophyta, Magnoliopsida, Malpighiales, Linaceae. The record is from the annotation of a GenBank genome assembly.
AUGGUCGAUGAAAUUGAUGCCUUGGAAGCUAAUCAGACAUGGGAUCUUGUUCCUAGAACACCAGAGAUAUCAGUUGUUGGGAGUAAGUGGGUAUAUGCUAUCAAAAUGAAGCCUGAUGGUACUCUUGAAAGAAACAAGGCUCGAGUUGUUGCACAAGGAUUUAGCCAGGAGUAUGGAAUCGAUUAUGAGGAGACGUUUGCACCGGUAGCGAAAAUCCAGACUGUUAGAUGUGUCUUGGCCGUGGCGGCAAUGAAAGACUGGCCCCUGGUACAGCUAGACGUGAAGAAUGCAUUCUUGCAUGGUGAUUUGAAGGAAACGAUCUACAUGGCUCGACCACCUGGGUAUACGAAAGGUGAUGCGAAUACUGUUUGUCGCCUGAAACGAUCACUGUAUGGUCUCAAACAAGCUCCUAGAGCAUGGUUUGAGAAGUUUCAUGGAAUGAUAGGGCAGGCUGGAUUUACUCAAAGUCAGAAUGAUCCCUCCUUGUUUCUGCGAACUACGGUACAUGGUCUUACAGUCUUACUUCUCUAUGUGGAUGACAUGAUUAUUUCAGGAGAUGACCAUGCAGGAAUUAAGGAUCUCACCGAGUCACUACAUAAAGCAUUUAAGCUGAAGGAGCUCGGUAAUGUUUCCUACUUCCUGGGAUUAGAAAUCGAGCGGACUAGGCAUGGCAUCCUUGUGAGUCAGCAAAAGUAUAUUCGAGACUUGCUUGCAGAAAAUCAAUUUGAAAACUGUAAACCGUGUACAACUCCUAUGGAACAGAAUCUGAAGCUUAGCAGGGCCAGAGGGGAUUUACUAGAUGAUCAUACUCAUUAUCGCACGAUUGUUGGUUCUCUCAGAUACAUCAGCUCUACGAGACCAGACAUUGCAUACGUUGUACAGGUGGUUAGUCAGUAUAUGGGCAUGGCACGUACUAUGCAUUUAGAUGCAGUGCAUCGGAUCCUGAGAUACCUUCGGAGUACUCAGGAUGUAGGUCUUUUCUUCCCAGCAAAAGGGGAGCCUGUAUUGGAGGCAUUUGCAGAUGCUGAUUUUGCUGGGUGUGUAGACAUUCGCAGAUCAACAUCAGGAUGGUGCGUCCGGUUUGGGAGUUCAUUUGUUUCAUGGAGAUGCAAGAAGCAGGAUCGGGUUUCGAAAUCUUCUACAGAAGCAGAGUACAGAUCCAUGUCAGAGGUAAGCUCAGAACUGGUUUGGCUGAAACGUCUCUUAGGGGAAUUGGGUGUAGCAUGCAGUGAGCCUAUGAAGUUAUUUGGGGACAAUACCAGUGCUAUCCGGAUUGCUACCAAUCCAGUUUUACAUGAUCGGACAAAGCACAUCGAAACACAUGUUCAUUACAUCAGAGAACUUGUGACCGAGGGAGUCAUUCAGCUUAGUUAUUUGUCAACAGAAGAUCAGACAGCAGACUUGUUGACAAAGGCGGUUGGCACCAGUCGCCAUUGGUAUCUGUCUAACAAAUUGAUGUUGCGUAAGCACCAUCAAUUUGAGGGAGGGUGUUGA